AUGGAUCGCACAAUCCACCUCGCGAUAAUCGAUGCCGAUAUACCUGCUCGCGGAUUGUAUGAGGCACGUGGGUUAUACAGCUCACAAUUCGAAAGGGUCCUUCAAACCGGCGUCGCCCAACUAAACCAAACCGAACAAUAUAGGUCCUAUAAGCUAGGCCUUCGCGUCACCGCAUACGAUCUAGUAGGUGGUGUAUAUCCUCCAUUCGAGCUCCUGCGAUCCGACCAUCGACAAUUUCCCAACAGCGUUCAUCCUCCAAGAGGAAAACCGGAACCCAGGAAAGCCAACAAAAUCGCCGAAUUAAACCAACCCAUCGAUGCUAUUUUAAUCACUGGUGCCGCUGCAGGAGCUUACGAGACCGACAAAUAUCCGUGGAUCCUAGAGUUAGAAGGUUACAUCAAAAGAGUAUAUGCAGAAUAUCCACAUGUACGAAUUCUCGGGUCUUGCUUCGGACAUCAACUCAUUGCUCAAGCUCUGUUUUCAAAAGAAGACCGUGUUGUGAUUGAAAAAUCACCCUUAGGCCGUGAAGCUGGUCUUUAUACUAUUCAGCUUGACUCGGAAUUUACGGAAUACUUUCCAAUUGUGUCAGGGUUACAUCAUGGGUUGAGCAUACAGAUGAUGCAUGCAGAUUGGGUGACAGUUAAACCCAGGCCAGGGACAAGCGAAAAUGCUUCAAUCAGACUACCCCGUCCGUGGGUGAAUAUUGGAAGGACGGAUAUAUGUCCUAUCCAGGGGCUUUACAACCCUGGACGCAUUCUCACUAUCCAGGGUCAUUUUGAGCUUGACGCAUUUGCCCUAUCCAGAACCUGCAUUGAGUUUGCUCCUUUACUGGGCUGGUCUCAGGAAUUCCUGGAUACUGUUAUGGGGCAAAUUGGUGAUGCACCACAUUACAAAGAUGACGCAGAUAUGGUGGCAAAGGUUGUUGUUCUUUUCCUUGCUGGAAUAGAGGGUGGUGCAAAACUGAAUGGAACAUCUUGA
This is a messenger RNA of Aspergillus alliaceus, 978 nucleotides long. Its product is annotated as type 1 glutamine amidotransferase. NCBI's taxonomy places the organism in Eukaryota, Fungi, Ascomycota, Eurotiomycetes, Eurotiales, Aspergillaceae. The record is from RefSeq and is a predicted model, not a curated record. Bases 1 to 978 code for a protein of 325 amino acids. The transcript has a single exon. Gene Ontology annotation, cellular component: nucleus; cytosol.